AUGGGCAUUGGCGGGGGUCCAUAUUCACAGGUGAUGGACAGCGGUGGUAAGGACACUUCAUCCCCCUACUACAAGAUACCACACAGACACCCAACUAUUGACAUUUCAAGAGCACUUAAGUUCACUGAGCAGCAGUUUGCUGACCACUUCAGGGCCAUGUUUAGCGGUGAUGAGACCCAUGAUGCCCAGUACAACAUAGUCACUCCAUACCUGGACACCAUGGGCAGCACACAUGUGUCUGUGAUGGCUGAGGAUGGAACUGCUGUGUCUGUUAUCUGCACUAUCAACCACAUGUUUGGAUCCAGAGUGUUCUCCCCUAUAACCAGUGUCAUUUUCAACAAUGAGUUGUCAGAUGUCUGUGGGAACGCAGAUCAUAAUGCCACCUUAAUGAUUUGUUUUAUGGUUUGCCUUUCAAGUGAGCAGCCUCCCUCCUCCAUGUCCGCUGUUGUUUUUCAGUCCAAGUACAAAACCCUGGUGAGUGGCGGGUCGGGUGGCAACAUGAUCACCACAGGGAUGGCCUUGACCCACCUGUUGUUUGGAAAGAGUCUGGAAGAGGCUAUCGCUGUCCCUGUUGGGUUUGUGGAUAGCAAGAAUGCACUAAAGUUUGACCAAACUAUUGUGGAAGAUCUGAAGGCUCUAGGGCACAAAGUUACAAAGUACUCUUACAAUGUGGUCAAUACAGUGGAGAAGGACAAUGGUUGCAUCUAA
Messenger RNA from Oncorhynchus gorbuscha (pink salmon), 708 nucleotides. Its product is annotated as glutathione hydrolase 5 proenzyme-like. NCBI's taxonomy places the organism in Eukaryota, Metazoa, Chordata, Actinopteri, Salmoniformes, Salmonidae. The coding region runs from base 1 to 708 and encodes 235 amino acids. The transcript is spliced from 5 exons. The record is from RefSeq and is a predicted model, not a curated record.